This is a messenger RNA of Zingiber officinale, 1165 nucleotides long. Its product is annotated as protein NONRESPONDING TO OXYLIPINS 2, mitochondrial-like. The transcript is spliced from 3 exons. The coding region runs from base 89 to 367 and encodes 92 amino acids. Lineage: Eukaryota; Viridiplantae; Streptophyta; Magnoliopsida; Zingiberales; Zingiberaceae. The record is from RefSeq and is a predicted model, not a curated record.
GCAUCCGUCGCCCCACAUAGCAAUCAAUCGUUAGGGUUUUGCGCGUUAAGCCCUCGAGUGUCGUCCCAGAUCAGUGGCUGAGCCAGUCAUGGCGUCUCGGUACAGAUCGAUCUCGCGGCCGGCUCUCUCCUUCCUCAACCACGCUAGGACGAGAAACGCCAGCCCUCUUCUCUCACCAAAUCCUUCCAUUCUUCGUCGGCCUCGCUCUCCAAGUGUCUCGCGUGAACUGGGGGCUCUCUGCACCCUCCUGCCGCUCUACAGCGCGGUGUCCUCGGCGCGUCUGAUCUCGAGGCUGGGGAUCGACGCCUCCGGGAGCUCGUCCUCAAGGUCCUUGUCCCAGGAGUUGGGUCUUUCCGUGCCCCGAUGAAUUUGCACUGAUUGUCGUUCAUAUUCUGAGGGUUUCAGGUUAGUUUGCUCUUAUAAAAAGUUCAAGCGAGAUUCUCAUACAAUUUUAUCGAAACCAUUAGAUAAAUUCCUUGUUGUCAAUCAGCUUGAAUAAUUUGUCAAAGUUAGGAUGAGUUCAAUGUUCAAAUACUCUUCUGUUUAAUAGCCUCAUUGUAGGCUUUCGUUGUGAUGUUUUGCCAACAAAAUCACAAAUGUUAUGAAACCCAAUUGGCUGGUUUGAUGAUUUCUUUGUCUGACAGAUUGAAUUGUAUCUGAUUGCCGGUAAACUCUUAAGUCAGCACUCGAUUUACUCGACAGAUUGACAACCUUUCUUUUUUGUGAGAGUAGGGAUGGAAAUGUAGUGAGGCAUUGCGGGUUAGCUAUGAACUUUUUUAUCCUAUCUUCUUGCGGGCUGGGUUUAAGGCAGGGCAUAACUAACAUAUGUUCGAAUUGGGGUUUCGACUAAUUCAACUGCAAGAAGUUGCGACCCGAGUUUGAGCAAUUAAAUCAUUGCUUGUCUGCAUCAAUCGGUCAGUUGGAUCCAUCGUCUUCAGAUAUGGAUUGGCUUAGUCACUUCGAUUGGUAGGUAGGUUGGAUUCAUUUGUCUUCAGGUCGUGGUGAAGUUUGUGUUACUCUCAUGUUAGCGGUCAGGAUUGUUUAGCAGAAGUGGAAGGAUCUACUAGUUCGAUCUCAUUGUAAGCGAUUAGAAUUGUCAAUCAGAGACACAAGAUUCUUGUUCAUGUGAAUGUUAUCUGUGACCAUAAGCGAUUAGGAUCGUCCA